CAGCUGCAGACGUAUCUGCAACGCAGUAUCUGUGCGCAUCCCGUGUAUCUUUGUAUCUCAGUAUCUUUAUAUCUGCGUAUUUGUGUGCUUGUGCUUGUGCCUGUGCCUGUGCCUGUGUCCGUGCGUGUUGGCCAAACUGGAAGCGACAACCUAAUCAAUCAGUCACUCAAUAUGGCCAUUUCUAAGAGCCGCCGCGGCAGCUGCUUCUCCUCAAGGAACACAAACAGGCUGCUGGUGCCCAGCCCUCUGGAUCUUCACCUGGGAAGCCUGCUCUUCCUGGCUCUGCUGGCUUCGUGCUCGGCUCUGACAAUCGAGACCACAGAAGUCCCAGAAGUCAACGAAGUCACCACGAUAAUUCCAGCUCAGAUCGAAGAAAGCUUACCCACUCAGACUUCAACAAAUCAAAAUGAUACGACCAUUUCUGGAUAUCCUGUAGAGAAUCCCCAGGCGGAUACAACUAAUCCUGUUUUUUUUGUUCAGUCCAGUGAAGCGGAAGUACAAGAUAGCUUUGUAUCUGUCUACGGCGGUAACCUGGAACAGGAUAUAAAGAACGAUGUCAACAGCGAGGUGGAGGAAGCACCCUUUCCAGAGGAAUCACUUAAAGAAACUGUUCCAAAAGUGACAGAGAUUUCAGCACUAGAAACGGAGAAUCGGGAAACUGAAGCUGCCGUCCAAAAUGCCCGUGAACCCAAGACUCUUGAGUCACCGGAGACGGAGGGAAAUCUUGCGCCAGAGGCCCAAGCGGAACCGGAAGCAGUAACGGACAACAUUGCCAUGGCCAGUGAGCAGGACGACCCGGACUCCCUGAGUCUCAAUGAAGAACGGGCCAUCACUGAACAGCCCAUCACCAAGACUAACCUAUUGGCAUUGGAGCAAGAGCACAAGGCUGUCGAGGGCGAGAACACCGGCACUCCGAUCCCCACUUAUGAGGAGACCAAGCACCAGGUGACCAAGAAACAGGGCGUGGAGGACCUGCUGCCUAUCGAAGAGGCCCCUGAAGUUGUAGAACAGUUAGAAAGUGCCCAGGAGGAACGCCAGUCUGAGGAGCCCAAUCCGAACAUAAACGAGAUCGAUGGAAAUACUUCAGAGGACGUAAAAGCAAUUCCAAAUACUUUCUUCAAAUCUGCUAGUGAGCUUCAAGAACAGAUCGAAAAGAAGUCUGAGGAAGAAGCCAAGGCGGAAAUAGAAAAGGAAGUGGAGGGCACAGCUCAGCCACAGGAGACAGUAGUGGAGGCAGCAGAGGCUGAGGAUUCACAACCUGACGAAGAGGAAGUUGUUCUUGAAACCACGCAGAUGAGUACUUUUGAAGAGACAAAGCCAAUAGAAGAGGAUCUCAAGAAAGAUGAACAUAAUGGAGAGCAAACCAAGGAUAAGGAAGAGGAGCCUAAAGAAGAGGAGCCAAAAGAAGAGAAGUCUAAGGAAGAGGAGACAACGGACGAGGAACCUACGGAAGAGAAGCCUAAGGAAGGGGAGCCUAUAGAAGAGGAACCUAAGGAAGAGAAGCCUAAGGAACAGGAGGUCAAAGUGGAAGAAGUGGAACAUAAGGAAGAGGAGCUGAAGAAAGAGGAACCACAGGAAGAAGUUCACCACAUCGAUGCAGAAGAGCCCAUCAUCCCAGCAAGUCCUAGCUCCACUCAAAAUCCAGUGGAACAGGAAGUAACACCAAAAACUGAUGCGGAAUCCGUAGAAAAUAAAGAAGAAGAACCUGAAUCUGUGGAGGAUAAGGAGAAAGAUCAAGAAGCAUCGGAGCACAAGGAAGACCAAAACGACUCCAACUCAGACUCCUCCUCGGAGGAGGAGACACACGAGCCCGCUGCCGAUGAAGCCAAGCCCUCCUCCACCGACGACAGUACAGCUACUCCGCUGGUGUCCUACCCCCCGCACGAUGCUGGCCAGACCUUUGAUAGUAACUCGGCGGACGAGCACUCUGCCCAGCUCUCGGGUCCUUCCAAUUAUAGAUCGACCUUGAUCAUCGCCCUGUGCUCCGGCACCGCGGUGAUCUUCAUCGUGGCCUCGCUGGUCAUUUUCGUGGUCUCGUUUCAACGCCAACACGGCACCCUGGACAUUGAGAUGCAGGAGCAACGCCUGGGCAAGGACGAUCGCGACGAGGAGGACGCUCAGGUGAAACUUCUCGAGGUGGAUCUAUCGACUCCCGUUAUUGUAUCCCUGGGCAACGAGGAGACGGACGAAUGCCUAUAGGAUUUCUCCCGGCACUGGAAAGUGGAUCACCUUGGAGAUCCUUUGAGGAGGUCCUUUGACCUCGGUGCACUGUAAAUAGCUAUUGACCCUAAUAUUUCGACAAAGACUUGUUCACUUUGGUUUCUAAAUUGUUGACUGAGAGAAGCUGCAAGCAAAUCGAACGAAAAGCGAAUCGAAACAUCAUUUGCCAUACUGUUUAAUUUUAAAUACACUCUAGCCCCUAAGAAUUGCAAAAGCUCCACAAAUAUUUAUGUUUAAACAUUUUCAUUAGAGUUAGGAACCUUUUUUAUUGUG
Drosophila serrata is the source of this 2493-nucleotide messenger RNA. It is a transcript of the gene Dtg, whose product is annotated as Dpp target gene. NCBI's taxonomy places the organism in Eukaryota, Metazoa, Arthropoda, Insecta, Diptera, Drosophilidae. The record is from RefSeq and is a predicted model, not a curated record.